GGGAAAGAGAGAGAUAAAGAAACUAAAAUAUAAUAUAGAUCUUACUAGGACACGGUUGUCAUCUUCUUUUUUUGUGUCUUUUGUGCGCUCUCCUUCUUUUUUUCAUCGAUUGAUCUUCUUUAUAUUAAACCCUAAUCUAUUUCUCCUUUUCCCAUUCUAUUUAUCAUUCUUUCUUUCUCUCUCGGGAUCUAAUAUCUACUUCCGGUAAACCUAUUCCCGAGGAGCACUGUCAAAUCUUGUCCCCUCUUCUUUCAGGGACCCUUCUCUCUCCCUAGUCUUGUGUUGAAGUGUUCAAACCUCUGAUGAGAAGCAUACAGUAGCCAAAACACACAAAAUUUGUUUCAGCUGAAUCAUCUUCUAUCUAGAGUUUCUUCAGGUUAUUAAUUAAUUACGAAGACGAAAGUAUGAAUUCAUUUUCACACGUUCCUCCGGGUUUUAGAUUUCACCCAACAGACGAAGAACUUGUAGACUACUACCUGAGGAAAAAAGUUGCAUCUAAGAGAAUAGAAGUCGAUUUCAUAAAGGACAUUGAUCUUUACAAGAUUGAGCCAUGGGAUCUUCAAGAGUUGUGCAAAAUUGGACAUGAAGAGCAAAGUGAUUGGUACUUCUUUAGCCAUAAAGACAAAAAGUAUCCCACAGGGACUCGAACCAAUAGAGCAACGAAAGCAGGGUUUUGGAAAGCCACUGGAAGAGAUAAGGCUAUAUACUUGAGGCAUAAUAGUCUUAUUGGUAUGAGGAAAACACUUGUAUUUUACAAGGGAAGAGCCCCAAAUGGACAAAAAUCUGAUUGGAUCAUGCAUGAAUACCGCUUAGAAACCGAUGAAAAUGGAACUCCUCAUGAAGAAGGAUGGGUUGUGUGUAGGGUUUUCAAGAAGAGAUUGGCUGCAGUUAGACGAAUGGGAGAUUACGACUCCUCACCUUCACAUUGGUAUGAUGAUCAGCUCUCUUUUAUGUCCUCUGAGCUCGAGACAAACGGUCCACGGCGGAUUCUCCCCAAUCAUCAUCCUCAGCACCAACAACAUUAUCCAUAUGGCUUCAAUGCAUCUGCUUACGCUCUCAACAACCCUAACUUGCUAUGCAAGCAAGAGCUACAAUACAACCACCUGCAGUCUAAUCUCGCGCAUGGGGAACAAUUGAAUCAAGGGAAUCAGAUUUUCAGCUCUCCAUACAUGAAUAGCGGGAACGAGCAAGCGGUGGACCAGGUCACGGACUGGAGAGUUCUUGAUAAAUUUGUAGCUUCUCAGCUAAGCAACGAAGAGGCCACAUUAGCUUCUGCUUCUCAACAGAACAAUGCCAAUAAUGCCACAAGUAACGUGGAGUACCAAGUUGAUGAAGAAAAAGAUGAAGAAAGGGUUUCUGACAUGGGAGAAGAAUAUGCUGCUUCUACUUCUUCGAGUUGUCAGAUUGACCUAUGGAAGUGAGCAGAAAAUAUAUAUCAUAUAAAUGCAUAUAUCCAUAUAUAUACGUACACAUGAACACUAAUCAAGUGUAGAUGAUGAUGAUGGUACAGAAUCAUAUUUGCUUUGAUUGAUUCUUAAUUACUACAUU
Molecule: messenger RNA, 1548 nt
Organism: Eruca vesicaria subsp. sativa (arugula)
Lineage: Eukaryota; Viridiplantae; Streptophyta; Magnoliopsida; Brassicales; Brassicaceae
Source: the annotation of a GenBank genome assembly